AUGCUGCAAUUAGCAAACAUUGAACCAAUUAGAGCCCGUGUUAGCUUAAGGUUCGAUGCUACAAUCGAUUGUCGUGUCUCAAGCAGCCUUUUCGAGCACUUGAAGGAAACAAUAGUCCCUGAAGACAAUAAUGAAGACCCUUCAUCGCUGAGAGCAGUAUACGCAAGUGUUCUAAUUGGCGGAUAUGAUAAAUUUAAGCGGUCAAAGCUGGUACGUUGUACAGUAAAUGCAGAUCUUGGGACAGAAUGGAUAGAACUGCCAUCCAAACUUUUCGGUAUCCAAAGGGGUGUACCAGCCAUAGACGUGUGUGAAAUUUGGCCCUUCAAAGGAACAAUUCCAGUGCUACGUGAUCUUACCAUUGCAACGCAACCUGCUCUUUAUGAUCGAUUGUUGGAGCUGGAAAACCCUCGAGACAGACUCCGAUUUGUGAUCCUCAAAGCUGGUAUAAGUGCAGCUUCGGUAUUGCAUGUUGGGGAUGAGCUAGUGGAGAAUUGGUGCACGGUUUUAGACUGUGGUGAGCAUAACUAUCAAGGGUUGAUCGAUCAAGAUAAUACCAAAGUUCUGUUUGUAAGGGGAGAGCGUCUUCAAGAUAGCUCUUCCAACAUUCGCUUAGAAAAAAAAACCAUGGAUGUGAACCUUUUGCACAACGUGGUGCAAAAGCUUCCUCUCAGAGCUCUUUUAUCCCCGAUUAACCCAGAUUUGCUGCGGCCAAUAUGCUCAGAACACGAAGAUGAAUCCCUGUUUGUGUUUGGAGAUGCUUCCACAAUGAUGGAACUUGGUCUCAGCAGUGGCUCGUAUAUCACCUUGAGUCACAAGGAUAAAACCAAAAUUGCCAAAGCCAUGGUUUUUCUGGCACCCCACAACUUUAAACCAGGAACUAUUUAUGCGGGACCGCGUGUCAUGGCCCUGUUCAAAAACGUAGAACACAUCAGCGUCGAAAGAUGUAUGUUCUCGGCUACAAAUAUUCCGGUGGCUUCGUCGGUCGCAUUGACCAGGGUCGGAUCGUGGAACAAUUGUCAAAGAAUUUAUGAGAAUGUAAUCUCCAAGAACUUGACGAAGUUUCUUACUCAGCGUCAGCGUAUUUUGAAAGAGGGAGACCUUCUUCCCAUAUCUUUUGAUUCCAGGCUAUCACCGUUUUAUACAGAGGUCGCCAUGGAAAUCGAUCUCUCAGGACAGCCGGAUUCCAUAGUUUGGUUUAGGGUUGAAACUGUUGAACUCGAAGAGAAUUCCCCGUAUGCUGGUGAAUUUAGGAUCGAUAGUAAAAAGACCACCCUGCUAACACAAAACCUGGUCUCCGAACCUCCUUUGUCAUUGUCACACUGCAAUUAUCUGGCCUACAAUGACCUCCCACCUGUUUUUAGCUACAGCUCUAUGGACUUUGACUAUUAUAAACGAUUCGUUGACAUUAUCAAUGUGAGCAUGAAGCUACGAGAGCAAGGUGUUUCACGUCCCAUCGCGAUAAUCCUUCACUCCACUACUGGAGGCGUAGGAAAGGGCAAUUUGGUAAGAUCUGUUGCCCAACACCAAGGCCUGCAUCUCAUCGAACUGGACUGUCUCUCUAUCAACUCUGCACAAGGAUCUGCCGAGGCCAUGCAGAAAACGAUUGGUUACAUAAGAGCAAAACUUGAGCCUCUACUACCAUUUGUGGAGCCUUCUGUGGUCUUUUUACCUCAUUUGGAUUCGCUUGUUCAGAAAGAAGAUGAACAACAGGAUCCAAAUAGCUCAAGAUUGAACAGAUUUUUGGCCCUUGAACUUGCAUCACUGAUAGAUCACUGCACAUCUCAUGGUGCAGUGUUUGUGGGCUCGGUACAUGAAAUUAGCGGGCUACCGAACGCCGUACUUUCGAAGGCCCAGUUUUGCAUUGAAGUUCCUGUGCCAACAGAGGCCCAAAGGGAGCAUAUUUUUCGAUGGUACCUGGAUAACUAUCAACUAAAUUAUUGCACAGGAGGACUGACGCGAUUCAGGCUGGAUAGCAACGUUUCUUUAGCUAAGCUAUCACAGCGAUCAGCAGGUUUGUCCCCGGGCGACAUCAAAUCCAUCGUGCUCGCUGCCAGGUCUUCGGCGCUAAGCAACUUCAUUUCAAAAGAAAAUCACAGAGAAAAGUACACUUUACAGGGACACUUCCUGGACAUUACUGAAGCUGAACUUUUUUCCGAGAUUGAAUCGGCGCGAGAAGAGUUUUCCGAUUCCAUCGGUGCUCCCAAAAUACCUAACGUUUCUUGGGCAGACAUCGGAGGCAUGGACUUAGUGAAGGGCGAUAUCAUGGACACUAUAGAUUUGCCGUUGAGGCAUCCUGAGAUGUUCAGCUCUGGGUUAAAGAAAAGAAGUGGGAUUUUGUUUUACGGUCCUCCUGGAACGGGAAAAACGUUAUUAGCCAAAGCGAUUGCCACCAAUUUCUCACUCAAUUUUUUCAGUGUUAAGGGACCAGAGCUGUUGAACAUGUACAUAGGAGAGUCGGAGGCAAACGUCCGUCGAGUUUUCCAAAAAGCUAGAGAUGCAAAACCUUGCGUUAUAUUUUUCGAUGAGCUCGACUCUGUUGCUCCGAAACGUGGUAACCAGGGUGAUUCUGGUGGUGUGAUGGACCGCAUCGUUUCCCAACUACUUGCCGAACUCGACGGUAUGAGUACAGGAGGAAACGGAGUGUUCGUUAUUGGUGCUACUAACAGGCCUGAUCUUCUGGACGAAGCGCUCCUCAGACCGGGCAGAUUUGAUAAACUGCUUUAUCUAGGAAUUCCUGAUACCAAUGCAAAACAACUAAACGUUCUGUCAGCUUUAAGCAGGAAGUUUUGUUUGGACAAAGACGUGGAUUUGGCCCAGGUGGCCGAAGUCUGUCCAUUCAACUAUACUGGUGCUGAUUUUUACGCUCUAUGCUCUGAUGCAAUGUUGAAUGCUAUGACAAGAACAUCGCGAGACGUAGAUGAAAAGGUCAAGGCUUAUUGCGAACACACGCAGAAAGAAGUAUCUACACGUUAUUGGUUUGACAACGUGGCUACCGAGGAGGAUUCGAUUGUGACCGUACAGAUGGAAGAUUAUUUGAAGGCGCAAGAAAGUCUCACUCCCAGUGUAUCAAGUGAAGAGCUUGCACACUAUCUAAGAGUGAAAUCUAAUUUUGAAGGCUCCGAUGCAGGAACCGCCUGA
Molecule: messenger RNA, 3138 nt
Organism: Lachancea sp. 'fantastica'
Lineage: Eukaryota; Fungi; Ascomycota; Saccharomycetes; Saccharomycetales; Saccharomycetaceae
Source: the annotation of a GenBank genome assembly